Molecule: messenger RNA, 927 nt
Organism: Aphidius gifuensis
Lineage: Eukaryota; Metazoa; Arthropoda; Insecta; Hymenoptera; Braconidae
Gene: eIF3k
Product: eukaryotic translation initiation factor 3 subunit K
Exons: 4
Coding region: 142-792 (216 amino acids)
Biological process (GO): regulation of translational initiation
Cellular component (GO): cytoplasm; eukaryotic translation initiation factor 3 complex
Molecular function (GO): translation initiation factor activity; ribosome binding
Source: RefSeq, a predicted model, not a curated record
AAUUAAUCGACUAUGUUCAGACCAAUCUCAAGCACGAGAGAGAGUAAAACUAAAAUUGUUAUAACCUUAAAAUAAUAUUGUAAUUGUUACAAAAAUUAAUUUUAUUAAAAUCACAAUUAAAAGUGCAUAUUUACACUAAAAAUGGCUGAAAAUAUGCGUCAAAAUAUUGCAACAUUGCUCAAAAGCAUUGAAAGAUACAACCCAGAGAAUAUUUUGACUCUUGAAAAAUAUGUGGAAAUUCAAUCAAAAGAUAAUGUUUAUGAUCUUGAAGCAAAUUUGGCAUUAUUAAAAUUAUACCAAUUGAAUCCAACACGUUUCAAUGUCAACAUCACCUGUCAGAUCCUCCUCAAAGCACUGACAAAUCUUCCUCAUACUGAUUUUGUACUUUGCAAAUGUCUUUUAAGUGAAAAAAUUAUGGCUGAUGAUCCAAUAAAUCAAAUAAUUUUCCUUGGUGAUAUUUUGGAGCAAUGUGAUUUUCAAUUAUUUUGGUUACGUGUUGCAACAAUGGCUGAUCUUUGUGGAAGAAUUGUUGGAUUCCAAGAUUCAAUUAGAAAAUUUGUUUGUCAUGUUGUUGGUAUUACAUUCCAAACAAUUAAUAAAACACUUUUGAAUCAAUUACUUGGUCGUGUUGAUGAUGCAACACAAAAACAUUGGGUUAAAAAAUACGGAUGGCAAGAACAAGAUGAUGAUGUUAUUUUCAUUGCAAAUCAAGAUGAAAAUAUAAAAACUAAAAAUAUUACUGAAAAAAUUGAUUUUGAAAAUGUUGCUGGUCUUAUGGCAGCAUGUAUUUAAAUAAUUUCCAAUAUUCAUCAAUAAAAAACAUUUUUUAAAAUAAAAACAACAUUGAUAUAACAUAAAUACUGAAUUACAUAAUUUAUUUGUCAAUUAUUUUUAAUUAGUAUAAUCUAUUACUCUGAUGGUAUUAUA